Molecule: messenger RNA, 443 nt
Organism: Bursaphelenchus okinawaensis
Lineage: Eukaryota; Metazoa; Nematoda; Chromadorea; Rhabditida; Aphelenchoididae
Source: the annotation of a GenBank genome assembly
AUGAAAUUUGAUAUUUUGUCUGUAUUUAUAUUACUGUACUGCACUGCCCUUUGCAAUGUUAACGGGUUUCCUUACGACUUUAGCUACAAUGCUAGGUAAGUUACAAGUCAAAAAUGGCAAGGACUUCCUUUACAAAACAAAAAACGGCAAGAACUUUCUUUAAAAAACAUAAAAUGGCAAGAACUUUCUUUACAAAAGAAAAAAUGGCAAGAACUUUCUUUACAAAUCAAAAAUGGCAAGAACUUUCUUUACAAACCAAAAAUGGCAAGAACUUUCUUUACAGGUCAAAAAAAUCAUUUUAAAUUGAUUGAUGUUUCAGGAAUUGGGCGUUAGCUACGCCAGUGAUGAGUCCAUUCCCAAUGAGCCCAGUCAAUAGUCGUGCCCCGACUUGGUCGUUCUUGUACAACAAUUAUGUUAAUGAUGAGCGGUAUAUCAACGUGUAG